GCCCUUCCCAACAUGGCUUCCUCGGCCUCAAGGGAUGCAGAGUUGCGACCUUCCUAGCAUGGCAGCACACCCGGACCGCGCGUGCGCCGUUUGAGUCACGGGGGCUCCCUUCCCAAAAUGGCGUCCCGAAGUCUCCCACGAGCGCUAAUUGGGCCCGCCUCUUUUGAGUUCGGCUUCCGCCCGUGCGGGAAACCCCGGAGCGGAUAUAGUGCCCUCUCUUUCCGGUCUGACUCCUUUUCGGCCGUAGCUGCCUCCACGCGAACAUGCCUCUGGCAAAGGAUCUCCUGCAUCCCUCCCCCGAGGAGGAGAAGAGGAAGCAUAAGAAGAAGCGUUUGGUUCAGAGCCCCAACUCUUACUUCAUGGAUGUGAAAUGUCCAGGUUGCUACAAAAUCACCACUGUGUUCAGUCACGCUCAGACGGUGGUUCUCUGUGUCGGCUGCUCAACUGUCCUGUGCCAGCCCACUGGAGGGAAGGCGAGGUUGACAGAAGGAUGCUCCUUCAGGCGAAAGCAGCAUUAGAUUUCAGCAGCUGGUUGUCCCGGAUGGGUGGGGCUACGCGCACAGUUGCCGGCUCGAGGGCCGAAGGCUCAAGAAUGCCAUUCAGGGGAUGCGAGAAACGCAGGCUGCAGCUGGGUAGCCCCUGAGGCUUCAGCCGCUCGCGAUGGCAUACGAGGAGGAAACGCGCACUGUCCUUGUAGCCUCACCCAUUUGACUCAAUAAAUUUUGGAUAAAAACUCA
Messenger RNA from Heteronotia binoei (common prickly gecko), 737 nucleotides. It is a transcript of the gene RPS27, whose product is annotated as ribosomal protein S27. Bases 264 to 518 code for a protein of 84 amino acids. Gene Ontology annotation, cellular component: ribosome; cytosolic small ribosomal subunit. Gene Ontology annotation, biological process: ribosomal small subunit assembly; translation. The transcript has 4 exons. The record is from RefSeq and is a predicted model, not a curated record. Gene Ontology annotation, molecular function: RNA binding; structural constituent of ribosome. Lineage: Eukaryota; Metazoa; Chordata; Lepidosauria; Squamata; Gekkonidae.